This is a messenger RNA of Osmia lignaria (orchard mason bee), 2599 nucleotides long. RefSeq lists its product as uncharacterized. The record is from RefSeq and is a predicted model, not a curated record. NCBI's taxonomy places the organism in Eukaryota, Metazoa, Arthropoda, Insecta, Hymenoptera, Megachilidae.
CGUAACUGAUGAUGGACGUUUCAUAAUUGUAAGAAACGUUAGAAUUACACAACAUGUCCGACUGAAUAAAACAAGAAUGCAAAGAGGGAAAACAAAUGAUCUUAAAGUACGUACCGGAUGGACACAUAAAUGGGUAUCUCCGAAUCGAAUUCGAAGAAAGAAAGAUCUUCAUAUUUGCGAGGUAGUACGCGGACCAUUUUAUUCGCCUAAAUUGUUAACAACCCAGCCAAUUAUUUCUUGUCAAGGACAAGUCGGAAAUAUUAACGAAAACUGUAACAACCUGCGACACGGUAUUCCAGAUACCUGGAAAGAAUAUUUAAUCAGAAAGGGAUUCUGUAAUUCGCUGCAGACGUGUUUUCAGCAGAAAAAUUUAAUAACCUCCUGCGUCAGAUCGUUCGCCACUGAAAGGAUAUGGAACGAGUUAGGAUUGCCCCUGAUGCAAGGCAUCCCGGAUCCAUGGAAAUGUAAAUUUCUUGUUCACAAACGAUCCGUUAAAUGCACGCGACGACGAGGCUGCAACAACGAUAAUUCCACACAAAUUACGUGUAUUUAUGACGGAGACGACGAAGCAGAAAUAGAACACAGUGUAAAGAGUCAAUUUAACGAGGAUCAUAUUGUCAAUAAGAAAGAUCUGCUUCAAGAGGAAAACAAAGAAUCGCGCAAGAAAAUACCGCUUCAAACGAGUAAAAGCAUUUCGAAAGAAGUUAAGAACGAUGCACGGAAACGCGAUGAUCGGUUAAAUAAGAAAUUAAAACUGGCAUCCCAAGAUAGGAAAUUGAGAAAUGUUCACAAUAAGGAAAUAAAAGACACUGAAAAGAUAAAUAGCAACGCUCGGGUUAAUAAUAAAAAAUCAACUAUUUUAAAAAAGAUGACUGGAACAGAAAAGGUGGGUUAUGAAAAACCGAGCUGUGCGAGUUCAGAUGCAAAAGUCGAAAUUCCUCCCAACUGUACCUUACAGAAUGAUGGCUGCUCAAACAUUAAAGAACGUUCUCAACAGCCGCUACAAGGGGUAAAUAUAACAAAUCUCGUGGUUUGUCAGAAUUGUGAAAAUAUUAAUUGCAGCAAAAAUCCGCAACAAUUAAACAGUACCGUGAAAAAAGCUUCAGAACAUAAAAUCAUUAACCAUGAGAAAGAUAAUGAACGGACAAAAUGUAAAUCGUGUCAUAACUUUGAAAAAGCAAAAGGAUGCUUCAAGAAGGAAAAUCCUAUCGAGACGAAAAAUGAAAUCUCUGAACCAGAAUUGAAACUAAUAUGUGGACAAUGUAAUAACCCUUAUCUGAAGAUCGCACCGGUUCGUAAAAAAUGUUCAGAUACUUGCAAGAAGGAAGAACGAAAUAAAAUUAAGAAUUCCGUGACAUGGAAACAAUACAGAAAUAUCGUUCGUGGUUCCAAGAAUUGUUGUACGCAGACUGGAAGCAAAAUGCAUGCUUCUAGGGGUGACCUUGGACAAACGGCAUGUUUGACUAAAAGUAGAAAUAAUGUAUUGAAAAGAGAUAGUUGCGAUGGUCCUGAAGAUGUGAUUGAAAUCAAUGAGGAAGAGAUAAUUCCAAUGGAGAAACUAUACGAAAGGGAAUUACCAGAAGAUACUCCUAGAAGGAGAAUAAAAAGAAGAAAAAGCAGAAGGAAAAGCAAUGGAAUGAUUAGCAACGAAAAAUCUAAAGUUAAACAAUUUCAACAAGUAAGAUUUGAUCCGACCUUGAGGGAUGCCAUAUCUGAUAGUGGAGAGUACGCAGAUGUAUCCGAUAACUUUAUAGGCAGUAAUACUAGUAUCACAUCUCAGGAUAAAUUGUCGGUGACUUCAAUAACUUUUAUACGACGGCUGAAGAGAACAAUACCGAUAAGGAAACUAUAUCGAGAAUUAAAAUUAGAAAAUCAUCAUCGUCCUAGAUGGGAAAUAUCGAAAUCGAACCAGAUAGAUUUCGAACAUGAUUUAGAAGACGAAAUGAUGAAUAGUAACCAAAGCAAUACUGAAUGCAACGCAUUGUAUUGUUCUGACCUUGAUGACAAUGAUAAAGAAAUUCUUAGAGUUAAUUGUCUGGAAUAGUUUAUAGCAUUCGAAAUAUAUGUGUAAUUAUUAUUUUACAUUUUCAGUUCUAACAAAGCAUUAAUAGAGAAAACAAUUAAAACUGAACCUAACUUAAUUAUCUUGCAAAUCAGAUUUCAAAAUUGAAUUUUAAUCUUAAAUUUAAUCUGCAGUAGAACAUGCGUUUAAAACAAUAUGAAUUCUUUAGGUAUUAUCGAUCAAUCCAACAAUAAAGUUCAAUGUCAGCCAAUCUAACAAGUGUUAGAUUAAAACUUUAAAUUCCAGAUUAGUCACAGAUCAAAAGUUGAAACAGGACUGAACAAUUAUUUUAAGGACACUGAUGUACAGAAAUAUAUACUUCUAAUAAGAUUGUAAUAUUUAAAUGUCUGAUUUUAGUGAUAUGAUAAUUAAAUAAAAUUGCAUAAAAAUGAAUGGCAACAUGUUAUUUAUAUACGUCCACGGAGUCGUAACUCGUAAGUAUACGCAAAAUUCAUGGAUUUCAUUUUGGUUUCUUGUUUCAUAUUUUUUUAAACAAUGUAUACAUAUUUCUUUUAAAUAAAUACUAUAACAAACAUA